UAUAGAACCAAACUUUGAUAACUAAAUCAAAUCCGAAAGACAUAAAAACAAGAAGGAAUUAUGGUAAGAAGAAACGCAGUCCAUGCGAUGUCAAGUCUUCCGUCGAGGUACUGGUGGCCGCAGCAACGAAGAAAAGGAAAACGAGUCGUCGUGCGGUUAGGAAACCGGCGACGAGGGUUCUUUGUGGGGCCACCGCGGAUGGUGGUACAGAGAUGGAGGAUGAACAUCGGAAAGCCGAUGAAGAUGAUGAGAAGUAUCAUUUUGGGGAUACUCUCAAGUGGUGGAAAUGUUAACUUCUUAGAUGCUUAUCUUUGGUCUUUACCAAUCUUACGCGGAAGAACGGAGAUGGCCGCCAUUACAGCUCUCGCUCUCCGCUCUCCUGUUUUUCUUCCUCCAUCAUCCGCCACAACCCCUAGAUUCCAUGGCUUCACCAAGCUACCACCACCAGCUCGUCUCUUCUUUCCUCUUAAACCCUUCCCUUUUCUAUCCAUCCAAAACCCUAAAUCCAUCCGAAUUUCCGCAUCCGCAUCGCCGAUGACACCAACCAUCCCGACGGCGAAGUCAACAACUCGGUCAUCGACACUCACCGGGUCGACUCGGUCUCUCGCUACUCUCGCGGCUUUAACAAUCGCUGUAACCAGAGUCUUAGCUCAGAAACUCUCUCUUGCGAUCCAGACUUCAAGUCCCGCAAUCGCAGACGGAUUAAGAUUCUCCCUCAGUACCGCCGGACCGGUCUUCUUCGCGUCGCUCCGGGAUCGUCCUCCGGGGUACUUGAACACGCCGCUUACGGUGGUUGCGGUGGGGAUAAAGAAGUGGUUAGACAUAUACAGUGGGGUUUUGAUGGUUAGGGUUUUGCUCAGUUGGUUCCCUAAUAUCCCUUGGGAAAGACAGCCUUUGUCUGCCAUUAGAGAUCUAUGUGAUCCUUACUUGAAUCUCUUCAGAAACAUCAUUCCUCCUAUCUUCGAUACUCUUGAUGUUAGUCCAUUGCUUGCUUUCGCGGUUCUUGGUACACUUGGAUCGAUUGUUCAUGGCAGCACUGGAUAGAAAUUCGUGAUCAAGAAUUGAGCUUUGAUUUGAGGCAACUUCUUUCGAUUAGGAAAAGUCAGAAUUGGAUACUGUUUUGGAUGUUUAAUGAGAGUUGUGAGCUUUGUCGUUUUUGAAUUUGAUUCUGAAUAAUGAGAUUUUGGCUUG
Messenger RNA from Arabidopsis arenosa, 1191 nucleotides. The record is from the annotation of a GenBank genome assembly. NCBI's taxonomy places the organism in Eukaryota, Viridiplantae, Streptophyta, Magnoliopsida, Brassicales, Brassicaceae.